This is a messenger RNA of Nanorana parkeri, 1849 nucleotides long. RefSeq names its product solute carrier family 16 member 12 (gene SLC16A12). NCBI's taxonomy places the organism in Eukaryota, Metazoa, Chordata, Amphibia, Anura, Dicroglossidae. Bases 343 to 1761 code for a protein of 472 amino acids. Gene Ontology annotation, biological process: transmembrane transport; monocarboxylic acid transport. The record is from RefSeq and is a predicted model, not a curated record. The transcript is spliced from 7 exons. Gene Ontology annotation, molecular function: monocarboxylic acid transmembrane transporter activity.
AGGACUUAGCAUUAGAAUACAGGCUACAAGCACCUGAGUUUAAAUCGAAGUAGCUUAGCAUCCGAUCACAAACGUGGAGCUGACAUGAGGGCAAUUUCCAAACUUCCCUGGGAUCUGUGUGGCCUCAGAUAACACACACACAGGAUAUAUAUACAGCUGAGUCCCGGAACGCAGUCUAUGAUGGUGAAUAAAAUCUUUCAUAAAAAAGUGAACUCCGUGGAACAUUCCGCAUGUCGCUGGAAAUCUGUUUGUAUCUGGAUAUAAUCUUAUGUGGACAACGUCCCUCUACAAAAUUAUAUACCUCGCUCAGGUAGCACCAGUAGAUUGACGAUUAGCCUGAGGAUGGCAGCCAUGAUGAAUAAGAAGACUUUGCACACAACACCACCUGAUGGUGGCUGGGGGUGGAUGAUUGUGGUUGGCUGCUUUCUUGUCACAGUUUGCACAAGGGCCGUUACAAGAUGCAUCUCAAUAUUCUUUGUUGAGUUCCAAAUAUAUUUUGGUCAAGAUUACUCAAGAACGGCUUGGAUACAUUCCAUUGUUGAUUGUGCCACUAUGUUGUGUGCCCCUCUUGGAAGUUAUGUGAGUAACCAUGUCUCUUGUCAAGUGGGAAUCAUACUUGGUGGACUUCUUGCAUCCACAGGACUUGUCUUGAGUUCCUUUGCUACAAGCCUGGAGUAUCUCUACCUCACAUUGGGAGUCCUCACAGGCCUGGGAUUUGCACUUUGUUACAGCCCUGCAAUUGCCAUGGUGGGAAAGUACUUUGACAAGAGAAAAGCCUUGGCUUAUGGGAUUGCCAUGUCAGGCAGUGGCAUUGGCACCUUCAUCUUAGCUCCGGUGGUUCAGGUGCUAAUUGAACAGUUUUCCUGGAGGGGAGCUCUGCUCAUCCUCGGUGGCUUUGUAGCCAAUCUUUGUGUCUGUGGUGCUUUAAUGAGACCUAUAAGCCUGAGAGAUGACUUUGCACACUCUUCACUAAAGCAGGAGCACAAUCCAAAUAACAGUACAAACACAUCUACCAAGUGUUCACCUCUGAGCCAGGACUGUAGUCACAAGAGCCUCUGCUACUGCUCCCAGAAGGAAUACAACUUUCUCCUGAAGCCAAACUUCAUUGUACUGGCUGUUUCCUUCCUCUUCUUAGCCUAUGGAUGUAGCCCUCCAUUUGUCUACCUUGUGCCUUAUGCUCUAAGUGUCGGAGUUAGCCACCAACAAGCAGCUUUUCUGAUGUCUAUUCUUGGUGUCAUAGAUAUUGUUGGGAACAUCACGUUUGGGUGGCUAACUGACAGAAGGCUCCUGAAAAAACACAGAUAUACCUGCUACCUCAUAGCUGUGGCGCUGGAUGGUCUUAGCUGCCUCUUUCUGCCAAUUCUCAAUAGCUUCCAGUUGCUUGUGCCUUUUUCUGUUACAUUUGGUUACUUUGAUGGAGCCUAUGUGGCUCUGAUUCCUGUGGUGACUGGAGAUGUAGUUGGAACAGCUCACUUAUCGUCUGCCCUCGGAGUAGUGUUUUUUCUCCAUGCGGUGCCUUAUUUAGUGAGCCCUCCUAUAUCAGGCUGGUUGGUAGACACCACAGGAAACUAUACAGCAGCAUUCAUUUUAAGUGGAUUUUCUAUGAUAUUUUGUGCUAUUUUAUUAGUUUUUGACAAACUAAUAAAGAGAAUAAAAUCCAAAGGACGUUCACGGUCAAUGCCAACCUCGGAAACCAAGCAAGAAAUCUGCACUAAUGGAGACUUAUCUUGUUCAGCAACAGAAGAGCAUAACAACGUGUAAAUGUGCCUUUAAAGUGUCUCUAAAGUGUCCAACUGACAGCAAUAUACAGUGACUGGAUUUUUCGGAAUGGGCUAUCCUAACCUAGCCA